AUGAGACUAUCCACAAGAGAACAAAAAUUUUAUGGUGUUUGCUUUUGUUUGGCUGAGAGCAAAACAACAAAUCGACAUGAACCAAGAAAAUUUCCAGACGGAAUGCUAUUCGGUACAGCUACUUCUUCAUAUCAAGUCGAAGGCGGCUGGGACGCAGAUGACAUUGAAAAUAUUGCUACAAUAUCGUUAGAAUACGAAGAAAUUGCAGGAAAAACUGAAAAUAUAUGGGAUAAUUUAUCACAUCAGAAGCCAUGCGUCAUCGAAGACUGUCACACUGGCGACAUAGCUGACAAUUCUUACUACUCGUACAAAAGAGACGUGGAAAUGUUAAGAGAACUAGGAGUCGACUUCUACAGAUUUUCACUGUCGUGGGCGAGAAUUCUACCUACCAGCUUCCCAGACAAGAUAAAUGAGAAAGGAGUUGAAUACUACAAUAAUCUAAUUAACGAGUUGCUUAAAUACAAUAUUCAACCCAUGGUAACAAUAUAUCACUGGGAUUUGCCUCAGAAGUUGCAAAAUCUUGGCGGCUGGAUUAACCCUCUAAUUGUAGACUGGUUUACUGAUUACGCUAGAGUGGCUUUUGAGUUGUUUGGAGACAAAGUUAAAUAUUGGUUUACAAUAAAUGAACCACGAUCGGUUUGUUUUCAUGGAUACGCUAAUGAAAGAUUAGCUCCGUUGUAUAAUAUUUCUGGAAUUGCAGAAUACAUUUGCUAUAAAAAUAUCCUGUUAGCUCAUGCCAAUGCUUAUCACUUGUAUAAUAAUGAAUAUAGAUCUAAAAUUAAUGGGACUAUUGGAAUUGUUGCUUAUACGAGUUGGUUUGAACCAGAGUCUGAAGAGCAUGCGGAAGCUGCAGAAGAUGCCAGUAAAUUUGAGUGGGGCGUUUUUGUUGAUCCUAUAUUUUCAAAAAAGGGAGAUUUUCCUCAGGUUUUGAAAGAUAGGAUAGCUAUUAAAAGUUUGGCUCAAGGCUUUCCACGAUCCAGGCUACCCCUAUUCACGCCCGAAGAAGUUGAACUAAUCAAGGGAAGCUCGGAUUUCUACGGAUUAAAUCAUUAUAGUUCAUACGUAGUCUAUAGAAAUGACUCUGUUAAUGGAUAUUAUAAUUCUCCGUCUCAGCUUGAUGAUCUCGGAGCUGUCUUAUAUACAAAUAGUACAUGGGAAUCAGCUAAUAAUUCUUGGUUAAAGGUAGUUCCAUGGGGCUUCUACAAGCUACUGACGAAAAUUCGAGAAGACUACAACAAUCCUCCUAUACUUAUAACCGAGAACGGUUUUUCAACACGAAACGGUCUUGAAGAUGAUCGUCGAGUAGCUUAUUAUAGAGAUUAUCUCGACGCGAUGCUUAAUGCUGUGGAAGAAGGAUCAGAUAUUAGAGCUUAUACGGCGUGGAGCCUAAUGGAUAAUUUUGAAUGGAUGGAUGGAUAUGGAGAUCGAUUUGGUUUGUAUGAAGUGGACUAUGACAGCCCCGAGCGGACUCGCACCCCUCGCAAAUCUGCGUACGUUUACAAAGAGAUCGUUCGCACACGCACAUUGGACUAUCAAUAUGAACCUGACAUGAGUUUGAACACGCUGUCCGAGAGACGGGUACCUACCACACUCAUGAUGAUAUGGCUAUUCCAUUUAAUAUUUUACGGUGUUUGCUUUUGUUUGGCUGAGAACAAAACAACAAAUCGACAUGAACCAAGAAAAUUUCCAGACGGAAUGCUAUUCGGUACAGCUACUUCUUCAUAUCAAGUCGAAGGCGGCUGGAACGCAGAUGGAAAAACUGAAAAUAUAUGGGAUCAUUUAACACAUCAGAAGCCAUGCGUCAUCGAAGACUGCCAUACUGGCGACAUAGCUGACAAUUCUUACUACUCGUACAAAAGAGACGUGGAAAUGUUAAGAGAACUAGGAGUCGACUUCUACAGAUUUUCACUGUCGUGGGCGAGAAUUCUACCUACCAGCUUCCCAGACAAGAUAAAUGAGAAAGGAGUUGAAUACUACAAUAAUCUAAUUAACGAGUUGCUUAAAUACAAUAUUCAACCCAUGGUAACAAUAUAUCACUGGGAUUUGCCUCAGAAGUUGCAAAAUCUUGGUGGUUGGACUAACCCUCUCAUUGUAGACUGGUUUACUGAUUACGCUAGAGUGGCUUUUGAGUUGUUUGGAGACAAAGUUAAAUAUUGGUUUACAAUAAAUGAACCACGAUCGUGGGGCAUUUUUGUUAAUCCUAUAUUUUCAAAAAAAGGUGAUUUUCCUGAGGUUUUUAAAGAUAGGAUAGCUAUUAAAAGUUUGGCUCAAGGCUUUCCAAGAUCCAGGCUACCCCUUUUCACACCCGAAGAAGUUGAACUAAUCAAGGGAAGCUCGGAUUUCUACGGAUUAAAUCAUUAUAGUGCACACGUAGUCUAUAGAAAUGACUCUGUUAAUGGAUAUUAUGAUUCUCCUUCUCAGUCUGAUGAUCUCGGGGUUAUUUUAUAUAAAAACAGUACAUGGGAAUCAGCUCAUAAUUCUUGGUUAAAGGCAGUUCCACGGGGCUUCUACAAGCUACUGACGAAAAUUCGAGAAGACUACGACAAUCCUCCUAUACUUAUAACCGAGAACGGUUUUUCAACCCGAAACGGUCUUGAAGAUGAUCGUCGAGUAGCUUAUUAUAGAGAUUAUCUCGACGCGAUGCUUGAUGCUGUGGAAGAAGGAUCAGAUAUUAGAGCUUAUACGGCGUGGAGCUUAAUGGAUAAUUUUGAAUGGUUGGAUGGAUAUGGAGAUCGAUUUGGUUUGUAUGAAGUGGACUAUGAUAGCCCCGAGCGGACUCGCACCCCUCGCAAAUCUGCGUACGUUUACAAAGAGAUCGUUCGCACACGCACAUUGGACUAUCAAUAUGAACCUGACAUGAGUGUACCACUUUCUAUCGACGAAGGACAUUAAUUAAAAAUGUAAUAAAGUUAUAAAAAAUGUUAUAAAAACAAACUACUCAUUAUAUUCUAUAUAUUCUAAA
Molecule: messenger RNA, 2962 nt
Organism: Melitaea cinxia (Glanville fritillary)
Lineage: Eukaryota; Metazoa; Arthropoda; Insecta; Lepidoptera; Nymphalidae
Product: lactase-phlorizin hydrolase-like
Exons: 13
Coding region: 1-2892 (963 amino acids)
Biological process (GO): carbohydrate metabolic process
Molecular function (GO): beta-glucosidase activity
Source: RefSeq, a predicted model, not a curated record